Hypoxylon trugodes is the source of this 1341-nucleotide messenger RNA. RefSeq lists its product as uncharacterized. The transcript has 2 exons. The record is from RefSeq and is a predicted model, not a curated record. Lineage: Eukaryota; Fungi; Ascomycota; Sordariomycetes; Xylariales; Hypoxylaceae. The coding region runs from base 132 to 1214 and encodes 360 amino acids.
AGGUAAUGUAGUUUACUGAUUUGUAUAAUAAAUAAUGAAUAGUUCCGCUCAGGUUUCCCAACUCUCAAAUAUCCAGCAGUCCCAGCUUUUGCCUCACAGUAACAAGUAAUACACCCCUCUCGGAGAUCACCAUGGCGAAAACGAACAAAUCCUCGUCUAAAUGGCUAUUAGAACCCGACUAUUUGUUCCUCCCUCUAGCUGGUCUCGGCUUGCUUUGCCAAUGGACUCCACUGUUAGCAACAACGGCGUUUGCCGUAUCGGUAGAGGCGACGAAGGCAGGCGUCUUAGCUAACGGCGGAGUUCUUAAGUUAACUUGGACCGGUAUAGAGCCCAUUGACUUCGUGCUCCGAUACAUCUCAGUGACCUUCGCGGCCUUUCUCGACGUUCACCAUGACCCUACGCCGUUUCUGCUACUCUUCGAUCUGGUCUUCUCUCUCGCCGUCUGGGACACGGUAAUCCUAACGGAGAGCCGACGAGACAAGACGGGACCACUCAGAAAUUCAGCAUUUUGGUCGCUUAUGCGAAACUAUUUUGGUGCAGCCUCAGUUCUCCCCACCUACUUCAGCCUGUACAUUAAGAAGCAGCCUCAAACUGGCCCAAAGCUGCCUCGAAAUGAGGCUCAGGCUAUACCAUUCACUACAAUCUGGAACCUACUUCUCGCCUCCGCUCUGCUGUUCCCCACCUUGUUAGGUGCACAUCCGUUCCGAAUUCAGGACGGCUUGCUCCUCUGGUUCUGGGGCCCGCUUUCCGUCGGCCUCUUCCAGCGUAUAGCCAGUAGCCUCAUCGCCUCCAGCGGACUUUCCUAUAAAGGCUCUACAAACCCCAUUGGCGCUGCCUACAACCUCGUCGGCGCGGUCAGCUCGUUAGCCCACCUCAGUGUUUCUGCGUGGAUCUUCAGCUCCCCUAAUCUAACAUUUAGCGGGACUUACCUACCUAACCCCUGGAGUAUUCAUGAGGGUCCAACUAUCUUCGUUGAUGUUCUCCUGGUUUUCAUCCAAUUCGGCUACACGGCGCUUACCCUAUCUGUACUUGCUCUCGGCUUCUACACGCUAUCUGUCGAGAAAGUUACUACUGCGAAGUCCUCUAGGAGCGUUUCCCUACCUACAUUUCUGGGGAUUGUAGCGGUUGCGGGUCCAGGGGCUGGAUUGGCUUGGUUGUUUAGGGGAGGAGAGAGUGAAAGCGAGGCCACUUCCGCCAAGAACAAGAAUUCCUAAAUCCAAGGAACGCGGAAUCACGCCGAUAAAACGCAGUAGCUUGUGGGGUUGGUAGUUUCGAGAUUAACUCGCGUCAAGUAACUUUUGGGGGGAGGGGGUUGGGACCAGGAUCGAGCUCUGAGGGAUU